Nasonia vitripennis (jewel wasp) is the source of this 2674-nucleotide messenger RNA. RefSeq lists its product as uncharacterized. The transcript has 4 exons. Lineage: Eukaryota; Metazoa; Arthropoda; Insecta; Hymenoptera; Pteromalidae. Bases 277 to 1254 code for a protein of 325 amino acids. The record is from RefSeq and is a predicted model, not a curated record.
UGUUGCAAAGAAUAUGUAUUCUAAAAUGCUCUAGAGCCAGGUAUCCGCUACAGCUUCUUGUAGUGACAAUAAAUACAAUUAACAAGUAAAUAACAAUGAUUUUAAUGGGCUCAAAUCUCGAAUAACUUCAGAGAGUUGAAAAAAAAUCAACAAAGAAGGCAGCGCUGCUAAAUUCUAGUAGUAUAUUAUAACCUGUAUGCUAAGCACAUAUACUUUCUGUAGCUAAAAAAAGCUAUUUUAUGAAAAGACGUUGUUAUUAUUCCUUAUUUAAACAAUAUGGUUGAAUACGUUCCAAGAUCUGCUGCAUUUUAUCGCCGAUCAAUGUAUGCAAUUAAUAACGAUAGCAGUGAAGAUGAAAACUUUAGAAAUCCGUUAGAUACAUCUUUACUAUCAACGAGUAACUCUGAUGUUAUAUCGGACAACACAAAUUCAAUCCUAUCACCAAAUGCACGUUCAUCAGAGUUUGAUAAUUCUCAAGAUGUUUUAAAUAGUCCAGAGCAACAUAACGAUUCUGAAGAAUCACAAAUUGCGAAUCAAAGUCCAGUGAAUCAGAGAUUUCUUAUUGGACUACUCAAUGAAGCAGAUGAUAACGAAUCCGAAGACAACCCAAUAAGUAACGAUUCUACUGACAGUGGAGAGGAUACUGAUGAGGAUCGUGAUUCCGAAAAUGAAAGUAUUUUAUCUUUUAACGAAAAUAGAUUAGAUUAUGACCCAUAUCAUGAAUUACGAGAUUUGUUGAACAAACAUGAAAUGAAUAUUCCUGUUGACAUUCCUGUAAGUGCAAGUAAAUCAGACAUGAUGCUAGCUGUAUUCGAAUAUGCUCUAAUUCACAAUUCGUCUCAGACUGAUAUAGAAGACUUAUUCAAAAUGAUAAAUAGUUUUUUUGAAUCAAACAUUCUACCACAUAGUAGAUAUCGUAUUAAUAAACUUUUUAAUAGCAACGAUAAUGUACAGUUUCAUGCUGUUUGUUCGAAUUGCCAAAGGUAUAUAAAAAAGUUUGAUGAAACUGAUAGACUAGUGAAAUGUAUACAUUGUAAUACAGUUAUUUUGUUAAAAAAUCCUACUUAUACCAAUUACUUUGUAAUUUACGAUGUAAAAACAGAAAUUGUAAGUUUAGUAAAAGAAAAUAUUAAUUAUUUUGACAAUAUAAAAAAUAAACCAGAUAUUGGAAAUCAACCUAUAGAAGAUAUAACAGAAUAUAAGAAAAUAUUUAAUCAACUAUCAGAUGAAGAAAAAAAAAUUUUGUUUCCGUAAUUAUUAAUAGUGACGGUUCUCCUAUUUUUGUAAGUUCCAAAUGUUCAGUAUGGCCUAUACAAUUAAUAAUUAAUGAAAUUCCGUAUGAAAGCAGAACCGCAAAUCCUGUAGUUUGUGGAAUAUGGUUUGGCAAAGGUAAGCCAGAUAUGGAUAUAUUUUUGAAGCCGUUUGUUGAAAAAAUGAAGGCACUAGCCGAAGGAAUCAUAUGUACAAUAAACGAUGAAGAAUGUUGCCUUCAAGUAUAUGUAGUUUGUUGUUGCGUUGAUUCUCAAGCACGAGCACCAAUGCAAGGCAUUAAGCAUUACAAUGGAUAUUACGGCUGUAGUUGGUGUUUACAUCCAGGAUUAAAUGUUGCACAUGGUAGAGGACGCAGUAUUAAAUACGUUUAUAUAGAUGAACCAAUACCUAGACGAACAGAGUUAACUAUGGUUACACAUGCACUAGAAGCUUUAGAACAGUCAAAAGCAGUUCAAGGCGUGAAAAAAUUAACUGUUCUAGCAGAUUUGCCUAAAUUUAAUAUAGUUGAUGGAUUUUGUCCCGAUAUUUUGCAUUGUAAUAAUUUAGGAACCGCAGAAAAAAUUUUAAAACUAUGGAUUGACCAAAGAGGUUUUCCCUUUUCGUUAGAGGAACAACAAAUUGAAACUAGUAAUACUUACUUAAAAACCAUUAAGCUGCCUAAUCAAGUGCAGAGAUUAUCUCGGCCUAUCAACGAGAGAAAAUUUUAUAAGGGAAAGGAGUAUGAAAAUUGGAUAUUAUUUUUAAGUUAUCCAAUAUUAAAAAUAUUUGACAAUUUUUCGCCAUAUCUUGAACACUGGAAAUUAUUUAUUAACGGUUAUUAUAUAUUAAUGCAAGAUAAUUUGACUAUGGCACAAAUACACCGUGCGCACGAAUUAUUAAUUGAAUUUGUUGUCGAAACAGAAGAUUAUAUUCAAAAUCUGCUAUGACUUACAAUGUCCACCAACUAUUACAUCUGGCGCAAAGUGUCAUUAACUGGGGAUCACUACUGAAUCAUACAGGUUAUUGCUUUGAAAGUGGCAAUGGAAAAAUUUUAAAAGCAGUUCAUGCUGCUAAAGGAGUAACGCACCAAAUAAGCAAAACAAUAUCAUUGCGACAGAGUGGGAUUUUUUUAAAAGAACACGUACUUACAAACAAUCCUUUAUCGCCAGUAACUAGAAACUGAUUUUCCUAUCAAGAAAAUAAUAAAUGUUUCUAACGAACUGACAGUUAUUGAUACUAAUAAUAUUUCAAAGGUUUGUGUGCAUCUUCAUUUCAAUGUUCUUGAUGCUGAGUAUAUAUGUGCUGUACCAAAUUUAUAUUAUGUAUAAUAUUAUCGGGCGAGUUACAUCGUUGCUUUAAAUUUUUUAAUAAUAUAUGUUUAUUACUACACUGCUGAAUGAUGAAUGAAAAUAAUUGUAUCAUA